This is a messenger RNA of Saccostrea cuccullata (small rock oyster), 1860 nucleotides long. RefSeq names its product E3 ubiquitin-protein ligase TRIM45-like. The record is from RefSeq and is a predicted model, not a curated record. Gene Ontology annotation, molecular function: zinc ion binding. Bases 66 to 1469 code for a protein of 467 amino acids. The transcript is spliced from 3 exons. NCBI's taxonomy places the organism in Eukaryota, Metazoa, Mollusca, Bivalvia, Ostreida, Ostreidae.
AUGGUAUUUGUACACAAAAAGAAAGUGGAUAAUGAUCAAAUCGGCGGUAAAUUAAUCAUGAGAAUAUGGCACAGUCGGGGAGUGUGCAGACUGAGGGUGAAUCAUUCCGUUGUCCGAUCUGCUUGGAGCAGUUUAGGAUUCCUAAGUAUUUACCGUGUUUGCAUACUUUCUGUGAGGCCUGCAUUCAAACUUACAUAUCUAGUAUAGAGGCCCGUUUGGGACAAAAUACUCGGAAUUUCAUAGAGUGUCCCGUUUGCCGAAUUUUAACCGUGGAACCGAGAAAAGGAAUUUCUAGCGAAGAAUGGGUAAAAAAUUUACCAAUUAAUAAAUGGAUAUUGACAAUGUCAGUAAACUCAGAGAGUGAAGCAAAUAAAUACUGUCUCUUCUGUAGACGAGAGAAUCUUACAGUGUUGGCAAAACAUUGGUGUAAAACAUGCGCUGAACCUAUCUGUGACGAUUGUAAUCGUAUUCAUCAAAAAGUACCUCUCCUCCGAAAUCAUAAAAUCUACUGCUUACCUGGUAAACUUAAGUGGAGCGAACCUGUUGAUGUCGAAGAACAAUGUAGUGUUCAUAAAGAAAAACUUGUGGAAGUGAUUUGCUUAGACCAUAACAAAAUCUGUUGCAGCGUAUGUUUUGCAACACAGCAUAGGCGCUGUUCUUGUGUAGAAUCAAUAGAAGAUGUUGCAUUGUUUCUUAAUAAAAAUAAAGUAAGAAAUACCAUGGAAUCAUUGACAGGUUUACUAGAUAAUCUGGCUGCAAUACAUGUUGAAAAUAUGACGCAAAAGGGAAGACUGAACAAAGAAAAGGAGGAAAUAUGUCUAAAUGUGGAAGAGAAAGUAUGGAGAGUAAAAGCACUGAUAGACGAAGGGCAUGCUCAGUGGCUGAAACGUUUUGAUGUCGCUCAUACACAACAAACUGACAAUAUUGAUACUUUAUCAGAUGAGCUAGAGCGGUUUAUCACUACAGUAAAAGAAGCAAAAAACUUACUUUCCUCUGUUCUGGAGAAUGGCUCAGAAAAGCAACUCUUCAUUACACAACACAAAAUGGUGGCUCAAGUCUCGGCCCACUUUGAUAGACUAGAAUCGUUGCGUGCAUGGGAUUUUGCUGAGACGUAUUCUGAAACACACACUGACAUUCAACAGAUCUUUACUACAGGCCAUUUCGAGGAUGUUAGCAUAUCCGUAAAGUCCAGCACCGCACUUCCUGUAAUAUCAGAGAAGGUAAGGGAUAUCACCGGCCUCUCUCGUGUUGACGGGUACCCCUCGGCUGCCUCUGUUUCCCUCGCUGUUGUUAAUGGUUUCAAGAGGCUCCUGGCCAUUGCUGUUGAAACUGACUACACUUUUCCAGAGGCUGAGAAGACCAAGAAAUACUUGAAAGAUCUCGGCAGGUUGUCAGUUGCUGCUUCUUUGGAAGAAAAGGGAAAACGUCCGUCAGAAUCAGGAGAUGAUGGCUUUGGACUGUUUGACUAACGGAUAGAAAAUAAAAUGCCUUCAUUAUUUUUUUGUUCCCGUUUGUUGUUUUAACGAGAUGGCAAUGGAAUACUUGAAACAUAAGAAAAGAAAAUAGUAUUUUAAAACUUUUUCGUUAUAUUGAAUGAAAAUGUUCAUGUGUAUUUUAUAACGACAAAAUAGGGGGAAAAGUGGCUACAUUGUAUGUGACACUAAAGAAUAUUGACUUGUGAGACAGAUAAAGAAGAAAUAGUGUACCUACAAGUACAUAAUUAUUUACUUCAUUAGAUAGUUUGCAUUAUAAAUAAACCCAAUCUGCAUUAAAUAUUUUGACUUUUGAGCUUUAUAUCGCUGUCUGUUACAAGUAUCUGCAUGUAGAAUUAUAUGCGGAUGCAUCAAACUUUGCUUGAAA